ACCCCAUCGUCUCCAUGCUUCAUACAGUCAUCGGCCAUCACCCCGUAUGCUUCCAUACUUUCGGGGAGCGAAAUCGAUAAUCUGAACCAGGAUGACAUGAGGCGACACCGGCUGUGAUGGGUGUCUCGACCAAGCCGAUCCCCGCCCUGUACACCGUCUACGUCCUACGCUCGACCGUGAGACACGCCUCUCUGUAUAUCGGGUCCACGCCCAACCCGCCCCGACGACUGAAGCAGCACAAUGGCCAAGCUCGCGGGGGCGCGGCUCGUACGUCGCGUGAUAGCCUGCGACCCUGGGAGAUGAUUGCGCUGGUGUCGGGGUUUCCGAGUAUGGUAGCCGCGCUGAAGUUUGAAUGGGCGCUCAACAACCCGCAUCUCUCACUACAUAUACCCAGCGAAUCGCGCAUUUCACGAGCAACGGGUGUCAAACGCAACGGCGCACCCAAACGGCCCCGACCAGCCGUCGGCUCUAUCAUGUCUAAUUUGCAUUUGCUUCUCCGGGUCCCUAGUUUCGAGCGCUGGCCUCUACGGCUACACCUUUUUGCACCGGCAGCGCAUGCGGCGUGGGAGGCGAGCUGUGCGACAGCGGACGGGGCCAUGCGACGAGAUUUACAGGUCGUGACAGACUUCGGCCCUGAAGGGAAUGGUGGGAAGGGCGCGGCGUCCGGCGAUAAGACGCAGGGGGACGCGGCAUCUGUCGCCUCUUCUGUGGGGUGGGAUUCAGGUGCUGCCGGACGGGGCAUUGACGCCCUGGCGCUAGAUUACGCGCCGAUCAAGGAAUAUGUGGAGAAAGCCCAGUCCAUAUUCACGUUCGAGAGGGAAGGGGUUUGUAUUAUCUGCAAGGAAGAGCUGGAGCAUGGCAACGGGUCAUAUGCGGUGUGUUCCGCGUCGGGGUGCGAAGGGGUUGGGCAUUUGACCUGCUGGAGCCGACAUUUGCUCGGUCAGGACCAGGAAGGGAAAGAGGCCGUGAUACCCGUGCAGGGACAUUGUCCGUCUUGCCUUGGCGAUGUCAAGUGGGAUGAUAUGAUGCGAGAGCUCACUCUGCGGAUUCGGGGCUCGAAAGAGAUUGCCAAGUUGCUGAAACCAACGAAACGGCGGUCGGCCAAGGCGUGAUGAAAAGUUAUUGGACAAGAAAUGGCUUUUCCUUGGGGUUUCUGGUUUGACUUGUUACCAUGCGAGGUCUUGUUUCCUAUGUUAUGGCGUGUCCCUUCGGCUCUGUUCGUAUUCUGUUCUGAUGUCGAGCACUGCUGUACUUAUUAGGUGAGGUAGUGGCUAUAACGCUGUAUCAAGUCAUCCCGAUCGGGUGGUUGCACGACAUGCACCACGGAUAUCGGUACUUCAUACUUGGUGCAAAAUGUUUGAGAGACGACAACCAUGUGAGUGGACCAAGUUCAACGUCGUGGAUCGCUGAUUGGCUCGAAAGGCGAAAGGAAUUAUGGACCCUUGGCUUAUGAGCUAUGGAUAUCAAAAGGGCAAAAUUGUCAGGUCAAGUCGCAAAUACAUGCGGA
This is a messenger RNA of Sodiomyces alkalinus F11, 1507 nucleotides long. RefSeq names its product GIY-YIG catalytic domain-containing protein. Gene Ontology annotation, biological process: double-strand break repair via homologous recombination. The record is from RefSeq and is a predicted model, not a curated record. Gene Ontology annotation, cellular component: Slx1-Slx4 complex. NCBI's taxonomy places the organism in Eukaryota, Fungi, Ascomycota, Sordariomycetes, Glomerellales, Plectosphaerellaceae. The transcript has 2 exons. Gene Ontology annotation, molecular function: crossover junction DNA endonuclease activity; 5'-flap endonuclease activity. The coding region runs from base 117 to 1112 and encodes 331 amino acids.